AUUUUUAAAGGGAUCUUCCGUCCCUACACGUUGCUGCUCGAGAAGUACGUGUUGUCAAUGCUUUCUGAGUUUCAUCUUCUUGCAUCAUACCAAAGUUUUACAAUUAUAUAAAUACCUCAUUUUUGUCUAUCUGCCAAAUUUUUGUUUGCGAUGUCUGCAGAUGGCCAAGCCGAAAUGCCCUUGGGGCCUGAUGGACAACCAAUCUCUAAAAAAGCUUUAAAAAAACAACAGAAGGAAGCAGAGAAGGCUGCCAAGAAGGCUGAGAAAGCAGCAAAACAGGCAGCUGAGGCAGAGGCUACCGAAGAGGAUGAUUUUGCAAAAGAUCGCUAUGGCAUCGCACCACUAAUACAGUCAAAGACUGUUGUCGACCGUACACUUGUGAAGCUACAAACCCUUGUAGAAGAGAAGGAUGGUGAGACGGUGUGGGUGCGGGCAAGACUGCACACAAGCAGAAGCAAAGGAAAGCAGUGUUUCAUAGUUCUUCGUCAGCAGCAGUUUACUAUCCAGGGACUGGUAGCCGUCGGAGACAUUGUCAGUAAAGGGAUGGUCAAGUUUGCUGCAAACAUUACCAAGGAGUCAAUUGUUGACAUUGAAGGUGUUGUCAGAAAGGUGACACAGAAAGUUGAAGGAUGCAGUCAGCAAGAUGUGGAGCUUCAUGUACAACAGUUAUUUGUCAUCAGUGCUGCUGAGGCCAGGCUGCCAUUACAAAUUGAAGAUGCAUCACGACCAGUUACCGAGGAUGAGGAUGGUAACCAGGGACCAACUGUUAACCAGGACACAAGACUGGACAACAGAAUCAUUGACCUCAGGACUACAACUAACCAAGCUAUAUUUAGAGUUGAGGGUGGUGUUUGUGAGUUAUUCCGUGAAGCGUUAAGAGCUCAACAAUUCACAGAGAUACAUACACCAAAGAUUAUAGCAGGUGCUAGUGAAGGUGGUGCAAAUGUAUUCCAUGUUUCCUAUUUCAAAACUAAAGCCUGCCUUGCCCAAUCCCCACAGCUGUACAAGCAGAUGGCCAUUUGUGCUGACUUUGAUCGAGUCUUUACCAUCGGAGGAGUCUUCCGUGCAGAAGAUUCCAAUACUCAUCGUCACUUGACUGAGUUUGUUGGUUUGGAUGUUGAAAUGGCUUUUAACUAUCAUUAUCAUGAGGUUGUGAUGGUUAUUGGUCGAAUGUUCAACCACAUUUUUGAAGGCUUAAGUAAAAGGUACGCGACUGAGAUUAAGACCAUUGGUAAGCAGUUUCCUGCUGAGCCCUUCAAAUUCCUUGACCCACCUCUUAUGCUCAACUACUCGGAAGGUGUCAAGAUGCUGAGAGAAAAUGGUGUUGAGAUGGGAGAUGAGGAUGAUCUAAGGUAA
Molecule: messenger RNA, 1356 nt
Organism: Anneissia japonica
Lineage: Eukaryota; Metazoa; Echinodermata; Crinoidea; Comatulida; Comatulidae
Product: aspartate--tRNA ligase, cytoplasmic-like
Exons: 11
Coding region: 151-1356 (401 amino acids)
Biological process (GO): aspartyl-tRNA aminoacylation
Cellular component (GO): aminoacyl-tRNA synthetase multienzyme complex; cytosol; cytoplasm
Molecular function (GO): RNA binding; ATP binding; aspartate-tRNA ligase activity
Source: RefSeq, a predicted model, not a curated record